UGCAAGCGUCGUUAGGCAGGCCGGGUCAAUAUCAAUCGGGCAGGUAGGUACAGGGGGAGCAAGCGGAGAAUGGUCGGAGUCACAAGCCAGGGAUCAGGAGCAGGAGAAUGGUCAGACAAGCCAGGGAUCAGAGCAGGGUCAGCAGAGAAUCAGACAGGAACAGGGGAGCAGGAACAGGAUACAGGGCCCAGGAGAAACACAACACCAAGGCAGAGUCUGCAGGUCUGGCCAUCACUUAAAUACACCUGCAUAAGCAGUUUCAGGUGUUUGGCUGACUGCAGGGUUGAGUCUCUGAUUGCUGGGAGCACCCGCUGGCCAGCCCUGGUACUGCAGCCCACAAGGCAGGUGAGUCCCACCAUUACUGGCAAGUCCAUUCCUAACAUAAGUAGGUGC
This is a messenger RNA of Staurois parvus, 393 nucleotides long. The record is from the annotation of a GenBank genome assembly. Lineage: Eukaryota; Metazoa; Chordata; Amphibia; Anura; Ranidae.